Molecule: messenger RNA, 4274 nt
Organism: Pogona vitticeps (central bearded dragon)
Lineage: Eukaryota; Metazoa; Chordata; Lepidosauria; Squamata; Agamidae
Gene: NID1
Product: nidogen 1
Biological process (GO): canonical Wnt signaling pathway; cell-matrix adhesion
Cellular component (GO): plasma membrane
Molecular function (GO): calcium ion binding; Wnt-protein binding; Wnt receptor activity
Source: RefSeq, a predicted model, not a curated record
CCUCCUCCUCCUCUCAGCCCGGCGGGGUUUACAACUUGUACGCUUCUCGCCUCGCCUCGCCCCCGGAACUGGCCGCCGACGGAGCGUCUUGGGGGCGCAGCCGAGGGAGGGCGAGCAUGGGGCGCGCGAGCCUCCUCUGGGCGCUGCUGGCGCUGGCGGUCCCGCGGGGUUUCUCCCUCCUCUUUCCCUUCGGCGCGGGGCGAGGCGACGCGGAGCUGGAGCCCGGGGACGACGGCGUGAGCUCCCCUCCCCUCGAGCUCCGCACCCCGCUGCACUUCUACGGCUCCCCCGUCGACUCCCUCUAUAUUCUUACCAAUGGCAUUAUUGCAGUAAGUGAGCCAUCAAGAGAAGAAGAUUAUCUUGGCCAAUUUCCUCUCAGUUUUGGAGGCAUCGCUCCUUUUCACGCUGAUUUGGAUACAACUGGUGGACAGGGGAGGGUUUAUUAUAGGGAAGAUUCAUCCCCUGACAUCCUCCAGCUUGCUGCCAAGUAUAUUAAAAAGGGCUUUCCAGAGAGUUCCUUUGACCCAAGCAGUGUUGUCAUUGUUACCUGGGAUUCUGUGGCUCCUUAUGCAGGACCUGGAGAAGAUACCAGUUUACAAGUGAAGAGAAACACGUUCCAGGCUGUUCUAGCAUCUUCUGAUUCCAGUUCCUAUGCAGUUUUCCUUUAUCCAGAAGAUGGUUUGCAAUUCUACAGUACGCACUCUAAAAAUGAUAAUGAAAUUGUUCCAGCUACUGUUGGUUUUAGUCAACCUUCCACAAAUUAUUAUUUAUGGGUUAGACCCGGAUCUUACAAUAUAGUUGCCAAUGAUGAAGAGAUGCUUGGGAAUCUACAUAAGAGCAGCAAUAUCGGAAAACAAGGAGUCUGGGCAUUUGAAAUCAGUGGCUCAGAGAGUAUCCUGUCAGCCAAAGCUACGCAGACUCCUGCUAGUGUCGAGUAUGGUGACUAUGACCAAUUCCAGGAGGUAACUACAGACCCUUCUAUACCAAAUGAAGGUUCCAUCGAGAUAAGCCAGCCAGAAGUAUCCUAUGAGAUUUCUAGUAGAGGAGAUAACGUGCAUACUAGCUACAGCGUGCCUCAGCCAGGAGCAGAAGAUGCCUUUCAGUCUCCAUAUCAAACAGAAUAUCCUCCAGUAGAGCCUCCACUUCCAACAGGGAAAAAUCCACCUCUUCAGUUUCCAGCUCAGCAGUUUCCACAACAACAUGGCCAGAUUAUUGAUGUGGAAGAAGUUGAUGAAACUGGAAUCGUGUUUCGUUACAGUACAGAUGUUCAGCAAACCUGUGCAAACAACCGUCAUCAGUGUUCAGUUCAUGCUGUUUGCAAAGACUAUCCAAAUGGCUUUUGUUGCAGUUGUGUUGCUGGUUACAAAGGGAAUGGCAAGCAGUGUGUAGCAGAAGGUUCACCUCAGCGGGUUAAUGGCAAAGUCAAAGGACGAAUCUUUGUAGGAAACAACCCAGUGCCAAUUGAAUUUGAGAAUACUGAUCUCCACUCAUAUGUCGUGAUGAACCAAGGGCGUGCAUAUACCGCCAUCAGUACAAUUCCUGAAACUUUGGGUUUCUCCUUACUUCCUCUUGCCUCCAUUGGGGGUAUCAUUGGAUGGAUGUUUGCAGUGGAACAGCAAGGUUACAAGAAUGGAUUCAGUAUCACUGGCGGUGAGUUUACAAGACAAGCUGAAGUCACAUUUAUUAGCAACAAUGAAAAGUUGACUGUUAAACAAAAGUUCAGUGGAAUUGACGAACAUGGUCAUCUUACAAUCAACACAGAACUUGAAGGCAAAGUCCCAGAGAUUCCGUUUGGUUCUUCUGUACACAUAGAGCCCUAUACGGAGCUCUAUCAUUCUUCUACAUCUGUUAUUACAUCAUCAUCUACAAGAGAGUACACUGUAACAGAACCAGAAAGAGAUGGAGUAUCUCCAACUUACACCGUUCCCUAUCAGUGGCGACAGACAAUCUCAUUUGAUGAGUGCAUUCAUGAGGACUCUCAUCAACCUAUUUCAGCCACUCAGCAACUGUCAGUGGACAGCAUCUUUGUUUUGUAUAACAGAGAAGAACAGAUCUUGCGAUACGCAAUGAGCAAUUCAAUCGGCCCAAUUGAAUCAGGUGAUAUAAGCCGGAAUCCUUGCUACAUUGGCACCCAUGGUUGUGAUAUCAAUGCAGUUUGUCGUCCAGGAACAGGCAAUCAGUUCACCUGUGAAUGCUCAGUGGGCUUCCGAGGAGAUGGGCGUACAUGUUAUGAUAUAGAUGAAUGCUUGGAGCAGCCAACCGUGUGUGGCAGCAAUGCAGUUUGCAGUAACCAGCCAGGAACUUUCCGAUGUGAGUGUCUAGAAGGAUACCAGUUUUCAGCUGAUGGACGAACAUGUGUGGCUGUGGAACGUGACAUUAAUCACUGCCUGACAGGCACCCAUAAUUGUGAUAUCCCCCUACGUGCCCGCUGCAUAUAUGCUGGUGGUUCUUCUUACCAUUGUACCUGCCUGUCAGGCUUUUCUGGAGAUGGACGCUCCUGUGUGGAUGAAGAUGAAUGUCAGUUGAAUCGCUGUCAUCCAGAUGCUUUUUGCUAUAACACACCAGGCUCCUUCACAUGCCAGUGUAAGGCAGGCUAUCGUGGGGAUGGUUUCCAGUGUGUGACAGGAGAAUCAGAGAAAACAAAAUGUCAGCGGGAACAGGAACAAUUUGUGGCUCUUGGUCCAAGGGGACCCAGGCCUGUUGGCCAGUUUAUUCCUCAGUGUGAUGUGUAUGGAAAUUAUUUGCCAACCCAAUGCCACAGAAGCACUGGAUAUUGUUGGUGUGUAGACAGAGAUGGUAAUGAAAUUGAUGGAACGAGAAGUGGCCCAGGAAUCAGACCACCAUGUCUAGGCACAGUUGCCCCUCCUGUUGUUGUUGGUCCCUCUGUAAAACCAGAUACAUUCCCUCUGCCUCCAGGAACGCACUUACUCAUUGCUCAGAGUGGAAAAAUUGACCAUGUCCCUCUAGAAGGGAGUGAUAUGAGAAAAUCAGAUGCGAAAGCUUUGCUAUAUGUACCAGAUAAAGUUGUUAUUGGUGUUGCUUAUGACUGCAUGGAGAAAAUGGUUUACUGGACAGACAUCAGCACCCCAUCCAUCAGUAGAGCAAGUUUGGGUGGAGGAGAGCCAGUAUCCAUUAUAAAAACAGACUUGGAGACUCCAGAAGGAAUAGCACUGGAUUACCUUGGGCGCACUAUCUUCUGGACUGAUUCUCAGCUCGACAGAAUCGAAGUAGCAAAGCUAGAUGGCAGCCAGCGUCGAAUACUCUUUGACACUGGCCUUGUGAACCCUAGAGCCAUCGUGGCCGAUCCUAUGAGAGGAAAUCUUUAUUGGACCGACUGGAACAGAGAGGCUCCUAAAAUAGAAACAUCAUACAUGGAUGGCACAAAUAGAAAGAUUCUAGUUAAAGAUGAUUUGGGGCUACCAAAUGGACUGACAUUUGACACAUACGCUUCGUUGUUGUGUUGGGCAGAUGCAGGCACCAAAAGGGUUGAAUGUAUGGAUCCCAAUCAACUUGUUCGGCGAAGAAUCCUUGAAGGAAUCCAGUAUCCCUUCAGUAUUACAAGUUACGGAAAGAAUUUGUUUUAUACAGACUGGAGAAGAGAUGCUGUGGUAGCCGUGGACCGCACAAUCUCAAAAGAGAGCGAUAACUUCCAGCCACACAAGCGCACUCGUCUUUAUGGAAUAACUGCAGCCUUGGCUCAGUGUCCACAAGGGCGUAACUAUUGUUCAGUGAACAAUGGAGGUUGUACUCACCUGUGCCUGGCUACUCCAGGGGGACGUUCUUGCCGGUGUCCAGACAAUACCAUUGGAGUGGAUUGUAUAGAAAGAAACUGAGAGCUACAAGGCGGAACACAUCAAGGCAACUGCCAUGUCUGGAAAAAUCCUGUCAGUUACUAGUUGAAUGGCCAGUAGUCACAUACAAGGAAAGAUCCUGAAUAGAAGAUUUCGGUGCUGCCUACAGCUAGAAGGCACAAAAUACACAUGUAAGAACCAGCCAUUGGUAUAGUGGAACACUGGCAUACCUGCAACCAUACCUUCUAUACCUUCCUCUUUGUUUAAAAAUACAAAUGCGAUGGCUAGCUGUACCUCCUGGUCAAAUGGUUGUACAAACUGUAAUAUGAAGUAAUGAACAGCAAUUAGAAGCCAGCAUCUAGAAUACCCACUAUAUCCAUUACUAUCUUGACCAUUCAUUUGAAAAUUAACUUUCCAUAAUAGCCUACAACUGAUGCAGCCAAGUUUUGAACAUGAGUUUCAAGAGUGGAGUUAAAAUGUAAA